UGGAAAGCGGCAGGUUAGGAGCAGGCUGCGGGAGGCAGAGAGAGCCCGCAGCUGCCGGAUGCGAAAAACAUGAAGCGAAAGGGUUGCGUGUGCCUGGCGCUCUCUCUCCUCCCCGGCUCUGCGGGGAACGGGCGGAACCGGUGGGUGAAGAGAGGCUUCCUCCUGGCCAUGUCCGUGGGCUGCAAGCCGGAGAAGAGGAAGAAGAAGGAGAGGGGGAGGCUCAGGCUAACGGCUCGCCCUGAAACUUUCCCCGAGGCCUCUGCGGCAGAGAUGGAGAAAAUAAGGGUACGAAAUUCCUGGGUGCCUACCUGCCUAUGGCAGCCUAGAAUACUCCAGGGCAGGCUCGCAAAAUCUUCACCUAGCCUCUGGGACAGCACGCUACAGGAACAGAAGGGGGAACUCUGUAAGCGUCUUUCUUACACAACUCACAAACUGGAAAUGCUUGAAACUGAAUUUGAUUCUACACGUCAAUAUCUUGAAGUAGAACUGAGACGCGCUCAGGAAGAACUAGAAAAAGUGACCGAAAAACUGAGACGGAUACAAAACAACUACCUAGCCUUACAAAGAAUUAAUCAAGACCUAGAAGAUAAAUUAUACAGGAUGGCUCAACACUAUGAAGAAGAAAAAAGAGCAUUAAGCCACGAAAUAAUAGCCCUCAAUAACCAUUUGAUAGAAGCCAAGGUGACAAUCGAUAAAUUAUCAGAAGAUAAUGAGCUCUAUAGAAAGGAUUGCAAUUUAGCUGCUCAGCUGCUCCAGUGUAGCAAGAAUUACGACAGGGCGCAUAAGCUUUCUGAGCUGCCAGCUGAAUUUCAGGAACGUGUCAGCCUCCACCUAGAAAAGCAUGGAUGCAGCCUCUCGGUACCUCUGUGUCAUACAUCAUUUGCCGAUAACAUACCAACUUGUGUCAUUGCAAAAGUCUUGGAAAAGCCUGAUCCAAACAAUCUUUCUCCCCACAUGUCAAGCCCAUCAAGCAGAGAUCUUGCCUUCCAGGAAUCUAUUGGAAAACUUGGCCAAAGACCUCAGUACAAGUCCGACAUUUACUGCAGUGAUACAGCUCUUUACUGCCCUGAGGAAAGAAGGCGGGAGAGAAGGCAGAGUGUAGACAUGCAAGUAAAAGGCGUUGGGUUCUUGAGGUCCCAAAAUUCCACUGACAGCACAGUUGAAGAAGAUGGCUUCCAUUCCAGCUUCUCUCAUGAAGCUUUUCCAGAAUAUGUUACCUCUCUACCUACUUCUAGUUCCUACUCCAGCUUUAGUGUAACGUCUGAGGAGAAGGAGAAUGCCCAAGCUAGCACUUUGACAGCCUCCCAGCAAGCCAUUUACCUGAGCAGCCGCGAUGAGAUGUUUGAAAGAAAGCCAUCUUCAGGUUAUGAGCAGGGGAGUCCAAGGUUUGCCAAGGCUAAAUCUAUUCAGCACAUGGAGCUGGCAGAUGACAAUGAGAAUUCCCCUACUUUCACUAGGACUAUGUCACCUUAUGCAAGCGAGCCUUAUCAUUUCUCGGCCAUAACAACUCAACAAGCUUUAGCAUCACAAAAGAUGCGCAGUGAAAGCAGGAACUCCCAUUUGUCAGAAGAAGAUCUACCUGGACAGUGGAGACAGCUUAGUGUGGAAGAUAUUGGUGCAUAUUCUUACAGGAACAGUGGCAGACUUUCUCCCUGCAGCUUUUCAGAGCAGUAUUACAGAAGUCCUAUAAAGAAAGGAGACAGUCGAUCAAGUCCCAUUUAUGCUAGUUACAAAGGUGAUAGCUUCUCAGAGGGAGAUGAUAUUUGUCAAAGUAGACUUGUGGACUCUUGCUUCCUGAGGACAGACAGUGGCCUGAAUAUUGACAUAAGUACCAGUUGUAAGCAGGACAAAUUGCCCUCUUAUAAAACAAAAGAACUGAGGGACAAAAAAAGUGAAAGAAUCACAGUCCAGGUGUGCAGUAGCAAAAGCAUUGAUGGGAGUCCUGUGUUGAAAAGAGAAUACGUCGAUGUUAGUCCAAACAGUUCAGCUGAGUCCCUCAACCAUAGUUCUAUGGAGGCUUCAGAGAUCCAUCAGUCUUCCAUCGAGCAAGGAAGCCAUUCAAGCCUCCAUAGCAAACAGCAGCAAUUUCAACGGACUGGAAGUACAGGCUUAAGUCGAAAGGACAGCCUCACAAAAGCACAAUUGUAUGGAACCCUACUUAAUUGAAACAUCUUCCAAAGCUGCAAUAAAGAGAUAGAAUGAGACAGAACAGCAACUAUAAUGACAUUUGACACGUCUAGUACCCUGUAGGUUUCUGAGAAUAUAUAUAUUAUAUAUGUAUAUGUAUAUGCAUAUACAUGUAUGUAUAUACACAUAUAUACAUAUACACAUACAUAUAUAUGUGUGCAUGUAUAUAUAGAGAGACACAGAGAGGAAACAUUCACAUACGAACAGUCACGGUACUGUUUUAAGCAGGAAAAAUGAUAAAACCUGAUAAAGGGAAAGAAAAAUAUUACAAGACACUUUUCACAUACAGUAAUGACUUUUCCAUCUUGGAUACCAACCCUUUGCCCACUUUUAUAACCUAAUAUAUUUUUAUAAACAAAAUGGUAUUUAUUAGAUUAUCCUUAGUACUCUCAAGCACUUUGAGUGACAUUUUUUGUCCCCUUCAAGUAAGUUUCUUAUUUAUUUUUUGUGCAUGAGGCCACAUGUGCCUAAAUUCUUGGAGGGAAAGGGUUAAAAGAGAAAGAGGGAGCAAGGGAGAAAAAGAAGGGAAAAACUUUUGCAAGGACAAAUCAGACCCUAUAAGAUUUUAAAACGUAGAUUAUGUGCAGUGCAAGAUAUACAAGAAUGUGAUAUUAUAAAGAAAUCUAUUUUUAAAUGAAAUGGAAUCAAAACAAACCACAAAGUUAUUUAAUACAUAUGUAUUUAGGAGAGGAAAAAAAAACUGGGGGGAAAUGAAUGCACAAAGCGAUACAGAUAUUUUGGUUUGUCUGUCCCAUUGUGUUUCAACUUCCCCACACUGUACACUACCUCAAAAUUAAUUGAGGGGUUCUUUGGUCACUUAUUUUUCUGUAAGCUUGCAUUUAUAUCGUCUCAACUGCAUGGAGUGUCACAACUAGUACUGUAUUUUGCAUUACUUAAUAAAAGGCACCAGUGAAAAUGUUUUGAUUUUUUUCUCAUUAAAAGAUGUUCUGACA
Molecule: messenger RNA, 3140 nt
Organism: Pantherophis guttatus
Lineage: Eukaryota; Metazoa; Chordata; Lepidosauria; Squamata; Colubridae
Gene: BEGAIN
Product: brain enriched guanylate kinase associated
Cellular component (GO): synapse
Source: RefSeq, a predicted model, not a curated record